This is a messenger RNA of Grus americana (Whooping crane), 2156 nucleotides long. RefSeq names its product BTB domain containing 1 (gene BTBD1). Gene Ontology annotation, cellular component: P-body; cytosol. The transcript is spliced from 9 exons. Gene Ontology annotation, biological process: neurogenesis. Gene Ontology annotation, molecular function: protein binding. Lineage: Eukaryota; Metazoa; Chordata; Aves; Gruiformes; Gruidae. The record is from RefSeq and is a predicted model, not a curated record. Bases 117 to 1553 code for a protein of 478 amino acids.
AGAGACGCAUGCGCGGUGCAGGGGCGGUGAGCGGUUGACGUCGGGGCGCGCGGCGGACGUUCGCGUGCCGCCGGCGGACGGAGCGGCCCGGCCCGGCCCGGGCCCUCAGGGCGGCGAUGGCGGCCGCUGCCGGCGGCGGCUCGGGUGCGCCCGUGGAGACGCCCGCCGCCGCCACUGCCGCUGCUACUGCUGCGGAGGCCGGCGCGGUGCUGCAGCGGGAGCCGCUGUACAACUGGCAGGCCACCAAAGGCUCGCUGCGGGAGCGCUUCGCCUUCCUCUUCUCCAACGAGCUCCUCAGCGACGUGCACUUCGUGGUGGGCAAGGGCAGCCCCCGCGGCGGGGGCGGGGGGGCACCCCCCGGGCCUGGCCAGCAGCGCAUCCCCGCCCACCGCUUCGUCCUGGCGGCCGGCAGCGCCGUCUUCGACGCGAUGUUUAACGGCGGCAUGGCCACCACCUCGGCUGAGAUCGAGCUGCCCGACGUGGAGCCCGCCGCCUUCCUGGCGCUCCUGAGGUUUCUUUAUUCAGAUGAAGUUCAAAUUGGUCCAGAAACAGUCAUGACUACUUUAUACACUGCUAAAAAGUAUGCAGUCCCAGCCCUGGAAGCACAUUGUGUGGAUUUUCUAACGAAACACCUCCGAGCAGAUAAUGCCUUUAUGCUGCUAACUCAAGCUCGUUUAUUUGAUGAACCUCAGCUUGCUAGUCUUUGUCUUGACACAAUAGACAAAAGUACUAUGGAUGCAAUAAGUGCAGAAGGUUUUACUGAUAUUGAUAUAGACACAUUAUGUGCAGUUCUAGAAAGAGAUACCCUUAGUAUUCGAGAAAGUAGACUCUUUGGAGCUGUUGUUCGCUGGGCAGAAGCAGAAUGUCAAAGACAACAACUGCCUGUGACAUUUGGAAACAAACAAAAAGUCCUUGGAAGAGCUCUUUCCUUAAUCCGUUUUCCAUUAAUGACUAUUGAAGAGUUUGCAGCAGGCCCUGCUCAGUCUGGAAUCUUGUCAGACCGGGAAGUCGUAAAUCUCUUUCUGCAUUUUACUGUCAAUCCUAAACCUAAAGUAGAUUAUAUUGACCGACCAAGAUGUUGCCUUAGAGGAAAAGAAUGCAGCAUUAACAGGUUUCAGCAAGUGGAGAGUCGCUGGGGCUAUAGUGGAACAAGUGAUCGGAUUAGGUUCACAGUUAAUAGAAGAAUUUCCAUAGUAGGAUUUGGAUUGUAUGGAUCUAUUCAUGGACCCACAGACUAUCAAGUUAAUAUACAGAUAAUUGAUUAUGAGAAGAAUCAAACACUAGGACAAAACGAUACUGGAUUUAGUUGUGAUGGAACGGCCAGUACAUUCAGAGUUAUGUUCAAAGAACCAAUAGAGAUAUUGCCAACGGUUUGCUACACAGCUUGUGCAACAUUGAAAGGUCCCGAUUCCCACUAUGGAACAAAAGGUUUGAAGAAAGUGAUCCACGAAUCUCCUACUGCUAGCAAAACAUGCUUUGUCUUUUAUAGUUCACCAGUAAAAUUCAUUUUUGGAACUGGAAAAUCCUUACUCAUUAUGAACUUCUUGUCCUAAAAAGACAGUAAAGCUGCUGCUGUAGUUCUAGCAUAUACUUCUUUCCAAAAUGACCUUGGAAUGACCUUAUGGACAUGAAUUGCUACUUUUUUUUUUUUUUUGAAGUACAUCAGCAAAGCUGGAUUCAUAUUGCUGUCAUCUUGACUUUUUGGAUGUGCCAUGGAGAAUUAAUGGACUUGGCACUGCAGACAGCACCUGCAGCUGCACUGAAGAAAUACUGUGUCAAAUUCAGCAAUAAACAGAUCUUUCCAGAAUCUCUCUUAAUUCAGAAGGGCUGUUUUGGAACUUAGAGCUGGUUAUGGAAAUAGCCACUGUAUAUACAUAUGUGCCUGUAAGAAAAUGUAUAAUGUGAAAAUAAGAAUACAAGACUACAAUGUUAUUUUAUCAUUGCAUAUUCUAAUAUUAAAAAUUAGUAUAAACUAAGGUUUAUUUGUGUGCAACUAGUUCUACAGCUUGCAUACAAUAAUUUGAUGCAAUUGAUGUAUGUAUAUAGUACGCAGUGUCUUGCAAUAUGUGCUGUGUAGUAGUAGAACUUCAUGUACAAAAUCCUGUACACAAAUCCUCCCACAAAUUAUAGUAAAGUAUUAAUUUGAGAAUACAGAU